Messenger RNA from Penicillium arizonense, 1005 nucleotides. RefSeq lists its product as uncharacterized. The transcript has a single exon. The record is from RefSeq and is a predicted model, not a curated record. The coding region runs from base 1 to 1005 and encodes 334 amino acids. Lineage: Eukaryota; Fungi; Ascomycota; Eurotiomycetes; Eurotiales; Aspergillaceae.
AUGUCUCGAUACGCUAAAGCUCACGUUAGUCCGGAGGGACCAGGCGACUCUCGACCAACAGCAUUGCAGGUGGUCGAAGAUGAAGGAAUGGAAGGAAAGCUUGAGGGCAGAGUGAUCGUCAUCACCGGAACCUCGUCCGGCCUUGGUAUUGAAACGGCGCGUGCUCUCUCCAUUACUGGAGCGACACUUUUCUUGACAGCUAGAAAUGUCAGAAAAGCCAAGGAUGCCUUGGCCGACAUCUCUGAGCCGGGCCGUACGGAGUUCAUCGAAAUGGAUCUAGAAUCCUUCGAAAGCGUACGUGCCGCUGCGACGGCGAUCCUCCAAAAAACCGACAAGGUCAAUAUUCUGAUCAACAACGCUGGAAUCAUGGCAGUGCCAGGUCUUGAAUUUACCAAAAAUGGCCACGAGUUGCAGUUUGGCACCAACCACCUCUCUCAUUUCCUCUUCUUCCAGCUGUUGAAGCCAGCGCUACUGGCCGCCACGACGCCUAAUUCCCAUUCUCGAGUUGUCAAUGUGUCCUCUGCCGCCCACCGUCUCAACGGCAUCAAUGCAACAGACAACUACAACUUCGAAAAGGGGGGGUACAACCCCUGGGUAUCCUACGCGCAAUCGAAAACCGCCAACAUAUACAUGGCCAAUGAGAUUGAGCGCCGCUAUGGAUCUCAAGGGGUACAUGCAACGAGUAUUCACCCUGGUGGAAUUGCAACUGGUCUUUCGAAGCACAUCCCCGAAGCAGAUCUUGCGGCAAUGUUAGAAGAUGAGGCUCUAGUCAAGAGCUUGAAGAGCCCGGAGCAGGGUGCUGCGACCACGGUGUGGGCUGCUAUUGGCAAGGAAUGGGAGAAUAAAGGGGGCAAGUAUCUCUCUAACUGUGCCGAGGCGAAACGUGGAGACGACGUUAGCGAUAUGACAAGUGCGGACUAUGCCAGUCACACCUACAACAGGGAGAGCGAAGGCAGACUUUGGGAGGACUCGGUGAAAAUUGUGGGAUUAACCGAUGAUCAGUAG